UGUUCUCAAAUAUUUUAUUGUUUCUUUGGAUAAAUUAAUAAAAACUGGCACAAAAUGGGUAAACUAGAUGUUGCUAUAUUACGCUAUCUAACCAGUGAAGAUUUCCGAGUUUUGACUGCGGUGGAAAUGGGAAUGAAAAACCACGAACUGGUACCCGGGUCGCUGGUAGCAUCUAUAGCUAAUUUACGUCACGGUGGUGUUCAUAAGUUGAUGAAAGAAUUGUGUAAACAUAGACUGUUGACGUAUGAACGUGGAAAACAUUAUGAUGGUUACCGUUUGACAAAUGCAGGUUAUGAUUAUUUAGCACUUAAAGCGUUGACAAACAGGAAAGUUAUUGCAUCAUUUGGUAACCAGAUCGGUGUAGGCAAGGAGUCUAAUAUUUAUACAGUUGCUGAUGAAGACAGGAAUCCACUUUGCUUAAAGUUGCACAGGUUAGGCCGCACUUGCUUUCGGAACGUCAAGGACAAGAGAGAUUACCAUGCUCACAGAAACCGAGCAUCAUGGCUAUACCUCUCCAGGAUAUCUGCCACCAAGGAAUUUGCAUAUAUGAAGGCUUUACAUGAAAGGGGGUUCCCUGUACCCCGCCCUAUUGAUUUUAACAGGCACUGUGUUGUAAUGGAUCUGGUGCAAGGUGGACCUUUGACACAUGUAACAUCAGUGCCCGACCCUGGAAGAUUGUACGAUGAGCUGAUGGACCUGAUUGUCCGGUUGGGCAACUGUGGUGUUAUACAUGGAGACUUUAAUGAGUUUAAUAUCAUGCUGGAUGAAGAAGGACGGCCCAUUAUCAUUGAUUUCCCGCAAAUGGUGUCCACCAAUCAUCCUAAUGCCGAAUUAUAUUUUGAUCGUGACGUGAAAUGUGUCCGUGAGUUCUUCAAGAAGCGCUUUGGGUACGAGACGGACACAUAUCCCAGGUUUGAAGACUUGGAGCGAGAUGAUGAGAUGGACACGGAGAUUGCCUGCUCCGGGUACAAGCGGACCAGGGGGGUGGAUGAUGAGUUGUUACAGGAAAUGGGUAUCGGCCUCCAAGUCAGUGAUGAUGAAGACAGUCAGUGUGGUGAUGAGGUAACUGAUGAAGUUAAUACAAAAACGAAUUACGAAGAAGACGAGGUAACGGCGCUUAGGAAUGAGGUUGAAAAGUCAAUUAUGAACGAUGAGAGAAAAACAAACGUAGAAGAAAAAACAUCAAAAACAAUGUCCUUACGUUUAGAAAAUGAACAAAAUGACGAAGAAAUACCAAAAUUAGUUCCAAGUGAACUUAAAAAUGAUGAUACUACAUCCAAAAUUGAUACAAAUUCACAAAAAUACAGAUUAGCUAUGAUAGAGAAAGCUCUAUCUGAUGUCAGAUCUAUGAGAAGUUAUACUUCAGCCAGUACUAUAGCUCCAGAAGUAGUUAAACAGCAGGUAAAGAAGAAUCUAGAAGAUAGACAGAAGAAGAUGGAGAGGAAGAAAGCUAUAGCGAAGGGAGAAGCGAGCGCGGUCACGAGACAAAGAAGAGACAACAGAGACACUAUUAGAGAGAGUCACGGAUUAUGGGGAUGGGCAGAAUAA
Papilio machaon (common yellow swallowtail) is the source of this 1548-nucleotide messenger RNA. RefSeq names its product serine/threonine-protein kinase rio2 (gene RIOK2). Gene Ontology annotation, molecular function: protein serine/threonine kinase activity; ATP binding. Gene Ontology annotation, biological process: maturation of SSU-rRNA; protein phosphorylation. The record is from RefSeq and is a predicted model, not a curated record. The coding region runs from base 55 to 1548 and encodes 497 amino acids. The transcript is spliced from 8 exons. NCBI's taxonomy places the organism in Eukaryota, Metazoa, Arthropoda, Insecta, Lepidoptera, Papilionidae. Gene Ontology annotation, cellular component: cytosol; preribosome, small subunit precursor; nucleus.